Alexandromys fortis (reed vole) is the source of this 879-nucleotide messenger RNA. RefSeq names its product chromosome unknown C17orf67 homolog (gene CUNH17orf67). The record is from RefSeq and is a predicted model, not a curated record. The coding region runs from base 28 to 300 and encodes 90 amino acids. The transcript has 4 exons. Lineage: Eukaryota; Metazoa; Chordata; Mammalia; Rodentia; Cricetidae.
GGGGAGGAGAGGAACCUGGCCAGCAUCAUGGAGAAGCUGUUUGUGUUGGUCUUUGCUCUCACCCUGCUGGUCUUCUCCUCAGAGGCCUCCCCGAUUGUGACAGAAAAGCAAGCCAAGCAGCUCCUGAGGUCCCGGCGACAGGACAGGCCCAGCAAACCUGGAUUCCCUGACGAGCCCAUGCGGGAGUAUGUGCACCACCUGAUGGCCCUGGAGCACCGCGCCGAGGAGCUGUUUCUGGAACACUGGCUGAAUCCCCACUGCAAGCCUCAUUGCGACAGGGACCUGGUCCACCCUGUGUAAGGAACUGGAGCCGGCUUGCAGGUUUCUAGGCAGUGAUCCGGAGGCUGCUGGGACAGAGAGAAGCUCGUCUUCCAUUUGAUCUGGAACUGCAGAAAUGAGGCCAUUUGACCUCAGGAACUUGCGGCCCUUUGUGGGAAGGCCAGAAGUGGCCUUCAGAGGGAAUGACAAAUAUAUAUUCUGCUCCGUUUUACUAACCUGCCCACAUCGUGAAAACUAACAGCUUGAAUCACAGGGCCCUGAGAGCCCUCCUACCAGUUUGCAAGUAGGCGGAGCCCCAGUCCUCCGGAGAGGGAUGGAGCUGGGGGCUGCGGAACAGGCCUGGGGCGGGGUUGUCUGCACCGUGGGCUCUUUUGCUCAGACUGGGGAAGUGCAUCACCAAGAGCUGCUGAGUUUCGGGUUCUCUGCUUUUUCAUUUCUCUGCUGCACUAAUAAAGGCUGGCGUCUAAUCUUCCUGUGUGACUCUUUUCCCACUAGGGGAGUACUGGGGAUUUCCUGCCAUAUUCACCUUUGUAAGCCCAGUUCCAAAUAGUGCGCCACUAUUUUUUAAAGGCUUAUUUAAUCUUAGUUUAUAUGUGUGAG